Molecule: messenger RNA, 471 nt
Organism: Nematolebias whitei (Rio pearlfish)
Lineage: Eukaryota; Metazoa; Chordata; Actinopteri; Cyprinodontiformes; Rivulidae
Product: collagen alpha-1(I) chain
Exons: 8
Coding region: 1-471 (156 amino acids)
Source: RefSeq, a predicted model, not a curated record
AUGUUGUUGGACUUGACUGCUGCCUUCGACACAGUAGACCAUCACAUCCUCCUGUCUCGUCUGGAGAACUGGGGCAGCAAAGGAGAGAAGGGGGAGAUCGGUCUUCCUGGACAGAGAGGCCUGUCUGGUCUUCCAGGACCUUCUGGUCCUUCUGGUCCGAUGGGUCCCAGAGGGCCUGUAGGAGAAAGAGGACUUCCUGGCUUCCCUGGACCUCCAGGUCCUCCUGGCCCAGCAAGUGAAGGACCUCCUGGUCCUCCAGGAAAACCAGGAACCCCUGGAGAUGAAGGAAACAUUGGACCAGAGGGUCCACCUGGACCCAAAGGAGGUCCUGGUGUUUCAGGACCUCCUGGUCCACCUGGUCCACCAGGGCCUGUGGGACCACCCGGUGCCAACAGUGAGGGGAGUGGGGAAGCUGUGAGUCUUCUACUGUCUGCCAAAUGUUUCUUGAAUGCAUGCCAAUGGGAGUGGUGA